ACGCGAUAAGGAUGGUUCUAGGAUUGGUGAACGAAACACUAUCUCUGCCCGCUGGUUCGCGUAUCACGUGAAACAGCACCAAACUGGAAUAUCGCGUAUCAGUUUCCCGCCGUACAUCAUCAGCGCACGUUGGAAUUGGAAUUGGAAGCACCGAAGCGCUUACGGCUCCCGCAGCAUGGAGCCUAAGUUCGGUGCGUACAUAAAGUUUAACGGCUGCAUUAUAGUGCUCAUAGUCGGGUUUCAUGUAAUUGUAAACGCACAUCAGUGGAUUGUACAGUUGCAGAACCGGGGCGAAUAUCGUUUCCUCGAGGGUCUUGGAAUGCGCCAUCAUCCCGCGGUAGAUGGAGUGUUUCAGAUUAUGUGGAUUAUUGCCGUAACUUCGCUGUAUCAGGCACUCUGGCUGGAGGUGGGACUGUUGCUGUACCCGAUCGGGUUCGUGUUCGGUAUAGAGACGCUGAUUAUUUGUGUCGGGGACGUGAUCAAGCGGUGGAACGAUGAUGUUGAGGAUUGCUACCUGCGCAGAGGUCAAGAUGCAGUCCUGUUCUUCGCGGUAGUAGUGUACUUCUACUACACUUUGUACAUCCUGAAGAAAUUGUUUCGAUCGGAAGAUCGUAAAUGUAAUGCCCUACCACCAGCACCAGGAUCGGUGCAAAGCCAACCAUCCUACCCAUUAGUAAGGGUACACUAGAGACAGAGGACAGCAAAAAAAGAUGUUCCUUUUCUGGGCAGCUCAAUUGACUGACAACCUCUCUAAUGGCAAGCUCGUGUACGCGCGGGCCAUCUUUAUCGGCAAACUGUUUGUUUACGUUUUAGUGAACGUUGUGUGCCCUAGGCUGCUGCUGCUGCCCCUCAACUAUCGCCAGAUGCCUCCAGACUCGGGGGAGUCACAAACCCCACAUAUAUGUGUGAACGAAGGCCGGCAGAGACAAAACCGCUCGCUGUGCUGUUGUUGUUCACUAUGGACGACGUCUCGUUAUCGGAUGAAAGCAUCAAUGUUUACAAGACACCCAAAAUUAUCGGCAACACUUGCGCUCAUUGAUGAGACAUUUGACGGUUUGGUGUAAUUGUUGCACUGGUUGCUAGUCACCGAACACAAAGAGAAGGACAUUACCGCUAACUUUCCGUUGACCCAUUCGCAAUGAAAGUGGAAAGGUUGUUGGCUGUCAUGUGUGCAGGAACCGGGGGUUUGUGAUGGACUAGAGUGUGUCAAGGUUGUCACUUUUCAAUGUAAUGUUUUGUUUUGGGCAAGUAGUUUGAGAUCCUACUUAACCGUUUUGUUGUGUCUAUUUUGUGAU
Anopheles moucheti is the source of this 1295-nucleotide messenger RNA. RefSeq lists its product as uncharacterized. The transcript is spliced from 4 exons. The record is from RefSeq and is a predicted model, not a curated record. Lineage: Eukaryota; Metazoa; Arthropoda; Insecta; Diptera; Culicidae. Bases 176 to 688 code for a protein of 170 amino acids.